AUGGUUUCUUACACCGCUCUCCUCUUCUCGUUACUUUGUGGGGCCCCCAGCGUUUUGGGUAUGCGAGCGGCGGGCCGGGGAUGUGCUACGACGAUCAGCGAGGCGCAGCUGGCAGCGAGUGCGCAACAUUUCUCUACCCACCGCAAGCAAGCGCCGACUGGACUCCUCAAGGCGAAACCACUCGACGUAUACUUCCAUAUCAUAUACAAGAACGAAACCCUGGAAGGGGGAUUUAUUCCAGAGUCUUUCAUCACUGACCAGAUGAAGGUCCUGAACGACGACUUCGCGAAGACCGGUUUGAGUUUCGGUGUGAAGAAUAUGUCGCGUAUACAUCACCCACAAUGGUUCAGCGAAUUGAAUCCGUACGAGAACGAAUAUAUGGACGUUGAGAUGAAGAGGCGGUAUCGCCAGAGUGGGGCCGCUGACCUCAACAUCUUUACUGUCGGUUUCGAGCGUGAAGCAGAGAUGUAUGGCUACGCCACAUUCCCCUUCAACUAUGCCGACAAUCCGACAUAUGACGGCAUUGUCCUCCUCUACUCGUCCAUGCCCGGAGGGAGCACAGUCAACUUCAACCUCGGCCGGACGUUAACGCACGAGACAGGCCACUGGGUGGGUCUCUACCACACCUUCCAAGGCGGAUGUACUGGCACCUUCCACGACGAGGUGGAAGACACGCCGCGUGAAGCCCGAGGUGCUGUUGGCUGCCCCAUCGGCCAGGAUAGUUGCCCUGGAGGCGGAGUUGACCCGAUUCACAAUUUUAUGGACUACUCGGACGACGCGUGUAUGACGCACUUCACCCCCGGACAAAUUACGCGUCUCAAAGAUCAGAUUGCGACCUAUCGUCAGAUUGUCGUUGACGUUGAUGCAUAG
Cyclocybe aegerita is the source of this 870-nucleotide messenger RNA. NCBI's taxonomy places the organism in Eukaryota, Fungi, Basidiomycota, Agaricomycetes, Agaricales, Hemipholiotaceae. The record is from the annotation of a GenBank genome assembly.